Culicoides brevitarsis is the source of this 873-nucleotide messenger RNA. It is a transcript of the gene Manf, whose product is annotated as mesencephalic astrocyte-derived neurotrophic factor homolog. Gene Ontology annotation, biological process: dopaminergic neuron differentiation; neuron projection development. Gene Ontology annotation, cellular component: endoplasmic reticulum. Lineage: Eukaryota; Metazoa; Arthropoda; Insecta; Diptera; Ceratopogonidae. The record is from RefSeq and is a predicted model, not a curated record. Bases 222 to 761 code for a protein of 179 amino acids. The transcript has 4 exons.
GAUACGUGUUCCAAGACCGCAAAAAUAUCCAAAAUUUAAUAAAAAUCAGUUCAACACGUUUAAAAAUUAACACUUAAAUUGGAAUAAUCACUCAAAGACAUCACUCCCACGCAAGACGAACAAAAAAUCCCAGAAAUUAACCAAAAAUCGGUAGAAAUUUCUACAAAAGAAACCAAAUCCCGAAACCACCUCUUGCUUGAAAGACAUAAAUUCACACAAAAAUGAAUAAAAAUCUGCAAUUGCUCACAUAUUUGGCAGUUUUGGCUGUCCUAUCGCCCCUCGUGCUCAGUUUACGGGAAGGAGAUUGCGAAGUAUGUAUCGCUACUGUACAGAAAUUUGGAGAUUCUUUGGAUGCGACGACAAAAUCCGACCCGAAAAAGAUCGAAGCAGAGUUCAAAAAGUUCUGUAAAACGUCGAAAUCGAAGGAAAAUCGCUUCUGUUACUAUUUGGGCGGAUUGGAAGAGUCGGCAACAGGUAUUUUGGGCGAAUUAUCAAAACCGUUGUCUUAUUCGUUGCCUGCCGAUAAAAUUUGCGAGAAAUUAAAGAAGAAGGAUGCUCAAAUCUGUGAUUUGAGAUUCGAAAAACAAAUUGAUCUCAACAACGUCGAUUUGAAGAAACUCAAGGUCCGUGACUUGAAAAAAAUCUUAUCGGAUUGGGAUGAAACUUGCGAAGGAUGCUUGGAGAAGCCCGAUUUCAUCAAGAGAAUCGAAGAAUUGAAGCCCAAAUAUGCUGCUGGCGGUGCUCCCAAGGCUGAACUGUAACGUUUGCUGUUGAGAUAAAAUAAAUAAAAUUAAUUUAGUUAAUUUAUGAAAUGCAAAAUCUCUGUUAAAAAAAUAAUUGGAACAAAAUAUUUUUUCUAAAUUUACUUAAAUU